AUGGAGCAACCACGGCGCUGGCACGACGUGUUUUGGUUAGGGAUAUUUCUGAUCCAUUUGGUUGGUUUGGGAUUAGUUCUUGGGGUUUUAGGCCUCAACAGGUUCAAGCAAAAGAACAGGCUUGACAUUGACAAGUACACCUACCGGUUCAUGGAGAAUGAGGCUGGUUUGACGGAGGAUUACUGGCCGCUUUACGCGGUGGCCGGAGGAGUUGGAACCGCCCUUGGAUGGAGUUGGUUGCUGCUAUUAGGCUCACGCGCUACCCAGAUGAUGAAGGUGUCUGUGCACAUCCUCACUACUUACCUUGCAGUGAUCAGUGUUUUGUGUUUCUGGGCUGAGCAGUUUUUCUGGGGAGUUGCCUUUGCUAUUGGAGCAGCACUGCAGUUUUUGUAUGUGAUUUCUGUCAUAGACAGACUACCAUUUACAAUGUUGGUUCUGCAAAAAUCUGCCAAAAUGAUAUGGAAUCUUCCUGAGGUCAGGAGAGUGGCAUGUGCAUUUAUGCUUGUUGUGCUUUUAUGGAUGGCCUUGUGGUCAUUUGGAGCUGCUGGUGUCGUGGCUUCAAGCAUAGGUGAUGGUGGACGCUGGUGGCUUCUUGUGGUCCUCUCUGUAAGCUUAUUUUGGACAGGAGCUGUGUUUUGCAACACUGUGCAUGUCAUUGUGUCUGCCACAGUGGUUCGUGUUACUAUCCAUGGUGGUAGAGAGGCUGCGUCAAUUCCUGGUAACCCCUUAAUGAAAUCUUUACAGUAUGCUUUAACAACAUCUUUUGGCAGCAUUUGUUAUGGAUCAUUAUUCACGGCUGCAAUUAGGACACUACGAUGGGAGAUCAGAGGAAUCCGGUCAAAGAUUGGCAACAAUGAGUGUUUGCUUUGCUGUGUUGAUUUCCUCUUCCAUCUUGUGGAGACUCUCGUCCGUUUCUUUAACAAAUAUGCAUAUGUUCAGAUUGCUGUUUAUGGUAAAAGCUUUAACCGAUCUGCUAGAGAUGCAUGGGAGCUAUUCCAGUCAACUGGAGUUGAAGCAAUUGUGGCCUAUGAUUGUUCAGGUGCUGUGCUUCUAAUGGGAACCAUUUUUGGGGGGCUGAUAACUGGAACUUGCUCUGGUGUUUGGGCCUGGAUUAAGUGGACUGACAGGGCUUUCAUGAUUGGGUCGACAUCUAUGCUCAUGGGGAUGGUAUUGGUUGGAAUAGCCAUGGUUGUGGUGGAAAGUGCUGUUACAUCCAUAUACAUAUGCUAUGCAGAAGAUCCCUCAUUGAUUCAGAGAUGGGACACUGAGUUUUUCGACCACAUGUCUGAGACACUGCGCCAACGACUUCAGCAUAGGAGUUCACGUGCAAGGGAAGUUUUAACCCUCAAUCACCUUGAGUCACGUAUGGGAGAACACUCUUCUAUUUGA
Molecule: messenger RNA, 1389 nt
Organism: Sphenostylis stenocarpa
Lineage: Eukaryota; Viridiplantae; Streptophyta; Magnoliopsida; Fabales; Fabaceae
Source: the annotation of a GenBank genome assembly